Molecule: messenger RNA, 628 nt
Organism: Gilbertella persicaria
Lineage: Eukaryota; Fungi; Mucoromycota; Mucoromycetes; Mucorales; Choanephoraceae
Exons: 1
Coding region: 307-585 (92 amino acids)
Source: RefSeq, a predicted model, not a curated record
CUGUUUCAUUCACUAUAUGCGUAGGAAACAUUGAAUCUCCUCAUAGAAAGGCAUAUAUGUAUUGUUUAUUCUUAUCAGCGAAGAUGAAUCAUGGCUAAGGAAAGAAAAAAAACAAGGUAGCAAAAAGCCAUUCUCGACAUUUGCUAUCGAGUAUUAAGGCCAAAAUACUUUCUUAAAAAAAGUGUUGUUUUUAUUAGCGAUACAAAUAAUAAUGUAUCUGGCAUGAAUAUCUUGUUUCUCAGGUACCCUUCUUAACUUGAAUGUCCUUUUUUCUGUUUCUUGUAUUGUAACUUAUACUUAACAAACAUGUAUCAAGUUCUUGGCAUACUCUUUUUUUUUCUUUUCAUUAUUCCUGAAUCUAUUGCUUUUGGUUUACUUAAUCAUUUAUCAUUAACUUUCUUACUAAAGGAUUUUCUCUUUAUACUCCAUCUUGCUAUUUUAAGGCUAGAACUUAAUACCUCUCAUAUUUUUUGUCUCUUUAUAAAGAUAAAUACAAGUAUCUUGAAUCUCUUCGUGAAAGCUCGAAGUUAUCAAGUUCUUCUAUGCUAUCUUCAUUGUGCCUUGGAUUUCGUUUGUUAUAACUGAGUUUUAAAAGACAAAGGCAACAUAAGCCUCUCGUUGCUAUGGU